Hydra vulgaris (swiftwater hydra) is the source of this 3305-nucleotide messenger RNA. RefSeq names its product contactin-associated protein-like 4. NCBI's taxonomy places the organism in Eukaryota, Metazoa, Cnidaria, Hydrozoa, Anthoathecata, Hydridae. The record is from RefSeq and is a predicted model, not a curated record.
AAUAUUAAGCGAUAUUAUACACGUGCAACUUAAAAAAAGGUCUGGGUUUAAAUGUUUUGUAUACACCUGGGUCUUCAACUAUGGACAAUAUUGAAAUUAUUUCUUUAUCUUCUUUUGUUCGCGCUUUUUUCAAUAUUGAAAUUUUUUGAUUGGUUGUUUGUUUAAAACGAGAUAAAGAAACACAAAAGAAAAGCCAAAAGUCACAAUUUCUUUAAGUUUGCGCCUAGCGAAGCCGCUUUCUGCAACGAGGGUAUUUAUACUAGUAGUAUUGAAUGCGCUGGAAAUUUUUUAUAUUAUUUACUUGUUCUAUAUGCUAAAGAUAUACAAAAACAUACAUAUAUAUAUGUUGAGGACAUAUAUAUAUAUAAACAAUCGAGGGAGUUGAUAGUCACAUAUUCUGCAAUGAAGCUUUGCGUAUUGAAUACGAGUUUGCUCUUAUGUGUAGAAGCAUUUUCAGUUAUUUUCGCUAUAACAAUUUCAUUGAAAGGAAAAGAACGAAUCGAAUAUAAUUUAGGAUACGAACGAAUGCAAACAGACUCAAUAAAUUUAAUUUUCAAAUUCAGAACAAUAGACCCUUCAGGGCUGAUAUUUUACGGAACAAAUUUGUUGAGGGGAGAUUUUAUUUGUCUGGAAUUAAUAAAUGGCGAGUUGAGAUACACUUCUAAAAUAGGUUUCGAUGAUAAAUCCGACCAAAAACUAGUUGUUGGAAACAAUUUAAACACAUACGAAUGGCAUCGUGUAAAUCUAACAAGAGUUGGAAGAAAUGUAUCAAUAAUUCUUGAUAACGUAAAAAAUGAAAGAUAUUUCGAUGGUGAUUUCGAAAAAAUUAUACUUGGUGGGAGGGUUUAUUUUGGAGGAGUGAGUGAGCAGGUUGAUCUCUCCUUACAUCAGCUAACAACAAGGAAAUUUUCUGGUUGUCUACAAAAUCUUAUGUUUAAUAACAUUGAUAUAUUUUAUAAUGCAAAAUAUAGCGAAGAAAAAUUUCAAACUUUUGGCGAUAUUCUUUGGGAUAGAUGUGAAGAUAUUGAUUAUGAUCCAGUCAUGUUUCAAAGUCAACAAGAUCAUGCGCUUAUUCCAACAUUUAUUAAAGACAGUCUUAAUGUUGUUUUAAAUUUUCGUACUGCAAUUAAGAACGGUCUAAUAUUUUUUAAACCAUCGAAAGCUCUGUGCGUCUAUUUAGCCUUAAAAGAUGGAGUUCUUACAUUAGAAGUUGAUUUUGCAAAAAGAAACGAAAACCCAAUAUUGAUUAAGUUAGGAAAAGAUUUUAAUGACGGUUUUUGGCAUCGAGUUGAAUUUUUAAUUACCUCCAAAAAAGUAAUGUUGCAAAUUGAGAAGUUUUAUGAAGAAGUUGACCUUAAGAAAGGCUACUCGCAUUAUCCUGUUCAAUUCGAUAUUAAUAACAGUUCUUUAGCAGGGGGUAAUGAAGAAAAAUUAGGUGGUUUUGUGGGGUGCAUAUACAAUAUUUGGGUUGAUAAUACACUAAUUGAUUUUUCCAAACUUGGAGACGAAUAUACUUUUGGUGUUAUCAAAAAAUGCGAGUUAAAAGAUCACUGUUUGUUUACACCAUGUCAACACGGGGGGAUUUGCUCUCAAGACUUUCACACUUAUAAAUGUGAUUGUUCGUUUAUUCAUUAUUAUGGAGAUAAAUGCCAACAUUCGAUAUUUCAACAAGGUUGUCAGGCGUAUAAAGACCUUGGGGUAAAAGAAGACUCAUAUUGUAUGAUUGAUCCAGAUGGUGACAAAGGAGCUGUUAAACCUUUUAAGGUUUUAUGUAACAUGACAAGUGAUUCAAAAUUAGCCUUUACAAUACUUUCACAUAAAAAAGAAAACAAUGACAUACCCAUUUAUAUGGGAGAAAGAGAAGGAAAUACUUUAAAAACAGUUUUUGACUACGGAUUAUCUAUUGAAGCAAUUGAAGUAAUGUUCCGAAGUGCUUCAGCUUGUCAACAAUUUAUUCAACUAAAAUGUCGCAACACUCGUUUAUUAAACUCCCCUUCCGGACCGGCAGUAGUCCAUUGGGAAGGACGCGAAGGCCUUAAAGAAGAUUACUGGGGAGGAGCUCCUCCAGAUAGUAGUAUGUGUGCUUGUGGGGUAAACCAGACAUGUGCAGACGGAUUGAAGUUCUGUAACUGCGAUAUAAGUGACGAUAUUUGGAGAGAAGAUUCAGGUUUUAUAAAUGAGAUAGACAGAUUACCUAUAAUGGCAAUAUACGCCAACAUAUCUGCUAACAAUUCUUAUUUGUCAGUUGGCGCACUAAAAUGUCACUUUACAAACAAUGUAAAUGAGUUGGGUUCUUUUAAAGAACGAUCAUUAGCAGCAUGUUUAUCAGUUAAUGCAAAACCAACAGAGCUUCCUACGCUAAAAAUUACCACAGCUAACUUUAAUGGAAAACAAGUUGAAGGUUGGCUAAAAACAAUUGAGUCAACAUCUGCUACCUUAGAAAAUUCAAUAAUUCAAAAAGUUAACUUUAAUCUGACUCUUGCAAUCCCUUCAAAUGAUGCUGACAAAGACGGUCUAAAGUUACAGUUAGGUAAAUGGGCCAUUCUUUCAAUUGCAAUAAUGGUCGUUCUUGUUGCUAUUAUUAUAGGAGUUGUUUGUAUUGUAAAACGAUGGCAACGUUCCUCAAAUCGAACCGAGUUUGAUGACGAUGAUGAAUACCAAGUAAGUAAUCAAGAAAGAACAGAAAUGUGCACAUUUUUUGGUGCCGUAGCGCGAAACGAAAGAAAUCGGCCUGUAAUUGAAGUGCACCGUCAUUCUAUUCAUUUUGAUACUUUUGAUGAACUUCCACCUGCUUACAGAGAAUACGGUGAUCGCUCAUUACAACAACCAAUUACAACGCACAUAGACUUGAGUUAUAAAUCACGAAAGUCAGGUUUUUUUUGCUGAAUCUUUUCAUUUUUUAGCGGUUUGGAAAGUUUUAGUAUAAAAUUCAAUGUAAACUGAGCAAUGUAAAGAAUUGUCUCAAGUUGGCUUUUGUAACAAUAUCUAACAAGUUGGCUUUUAUAACAAUAUCUAACAAGUUGGCUUUUGUAACUAGCAUUGCUCAAACUAAAAAAUCGAUUUCAAAAAAUUCGAAAAAAAAAUCGAAUGGUUUUUUAGUAACAAAAAAGUUAAGCAAGCUGGUCAUAUAACGAAGCUUUUAGAACGAUAACACAAAAGUUCUGUAGAAAUUUAUUUUUUUGACAAUUAGGAAGUUGAAUUUUCUUCCAAAAUUCGAAAUUGUAAAUAAUUUUAUAUUUUUUUGUUACUGUAUAUGUAGAGUUAAAAAAAAUUCUUUCAAAAUAUAUGUGAAAUAUUCUGUGUAA